This is a messenger RNA of Mesorhabditis belari, 357 nucleotides long. Lineage: Eukaryota; Metazoa; Nematoda; Chromadorea; Rhabditida; Rhabditidae. The record is from the annotation of a GenBank genome assembly.
AUGCCCGCAUCUCAAAGCCCGGGAUGCUCAACGACAAAUGACGACUCAAAUAGAAACAUAGAAACACCAAAUACAGGACAAGCUCAACAAAAUCUGCAAAAUCCGGAACAGAUUAAAAAGGAUAAAAAACGACGAAAGAUGAUAUUCGGAACAAUAAUUGGGUGCUGGAUUGCCGUUUACUCUGUCGACGUGAUGGGCCGCCAUUCGCUUAAUAAUACUGAAAUUUUUAGCGGUAAAUGUAACUGGGCUCCAGGCCUUGGCACAUUCACUUUGAUUGUUGUUAUUAUAAACGAUUACUCCGAGUUUUUGGAGGCUUUUUCUCCGAUGUAUUUAUGCUUUACGGUUUGUAUGUUGGAU